This is a messenger RNA of Closterium sp. Naga37s-1, 2453 nucleotides long. Lineage: Eukaryota; Viridiplantae; Streptophyta; Zygnematophyceae; Desmidiales; Closteriaceae. The record is from the annotation of a GenBank genome assembly.
AUGAACCGAUCCCAAGGCCAGCAGCAAAACCCCCAGCACCCUCAGCAAUCCCAGCACCACCUGCUGCAGGCUCUGGAAUCGUACGGUCUCGACAUCAUCGACCUGAACCCCCACGAUUCCCGCCACGUCACUGCUUCCAUCCCCGUUAUGGCUCCAUCCGUUAUAGGCACAGGUCGGUACAAUCACUUCCAGGCAGCAGAUUCCGCAGCAGCAGCAGGAGGAGCGGGAGCAGAUACCACCAACGGCGGCGCAGGCGUUACAUUGGGCGUUACAUCUCACUCGGGCGUAACAUCUAUGUCGCUAGACUCGCCCCCACCGCACGCGCAAUGGCACGUCGCCAGCUGUCAGUCCCCCCCCACGUGUCCCCGCAUGGCCCCCUGCCUCGGCCCUCCAGGUCUGCAGCCGCCAGGGCUGGGGGAAGAUCGGGGGGAGGGAGAUGGUGGGGAUGGGGAGACAGGGGAAGCGGGGGAGGGGUGGCUGGAGGAGGGCAGCAGCAGCGGUGACAGGGGGAGUGAGGGGAAAGGCAGGGGAGGGGGCGUGUGGGUGUGCGAGAACCCACAAUAUGUGGAUCUGGUGGGGGUGGGGGGGGGAGCGGGGGGAAUCGGUGGAAGCAGCGGGGGAGGCGGGGGAGUGCAGUGGGCGGAGUGGGCGGGGAGGGUGCAUGAGCUGGCAGGCGUGUUUGUGAGUGGUGAGGGGCGGGUGUUCAACUCAACCCACGUGUUCCAUGCCAAUGGCUGCCACGGGCUCACCCAGUUCUUCUACCCUUUCGGCACCCGGGUAACCAUCCACGAUACCCUCGUCAAUCUCCUCGUCCCCAGAGGCCACGUGGCAGCUGCUGACGUGGCAGGCAGCAGAGACAGGAGCGGGGCAACGGUGUUACAACUGGCACCGCUGCUGCUGCAAGUGGCGCCGUUUCUGAGAGAGAAUCCGGAGUUGCCGCUGCUGCUGGGGCAGGCACGGCUCCCUCGCCUGCUCGCCUCUGCAUCUCUCAAUGCAACCAUCGUCGUGCCUCCUGCUGCUGACGAGCUCUUCUUUGUCAGGCGCCUCAUUCAGCCCACCCAGCAGCACUGCGGCCGUCUGAGCCCCUCAGUGUGGACCCACCUUCGAUCCUCCUUCCUCCUCCACCCUUCCUCUAACCACCUGCCCCUGCUUCAACCUGAUUGGUCGCUGCGGCCGGCGGCGGGCGGCGCAGACCAGGACAAAAGCAGCCACCCGGAGAGUAGUGAAAGGGAGGAUGACAGUAGUGGUAUUGGAGAGGAGAGUGGGGGGAGGGAUAGGGUGGAAGGAGAGGGAGAGGAAGGGCAAGAGGGGAGUGUGAAGGGAGUGAGGGAGGAGGGGAAGGUGGUGGUGGUGGCGAUGCCUCGUGGCGUCCAGAUGGCGGAGUUUGAUUGGCUCGUGGGUCUGCUGAGGCAGCAGUUUGGGGAGAGCAACGUCACUGUGCCGCUUCUCUCCAACCCCUUGCCCGACCCGUUCCUUUUGUCUUCUUCCAUCAUCCAAUCCCUGAGUGCCACGUGUCACCUGCACGUCGUCUCUGUGCCGUCCGAGCGGCUGAAUUUCAAACCUCUGCCGAAGCUGUGGCUCGUCACCGAGCCUGAGGCUCGGGAGGAUGGGGAAAUGGAUCUAGGAGAUUCCCAAGGAGGAGGAUCGGCAGUAGGUGCGGAGGGGGGGAGUUUGGGGAAGGACGCUGUUGGAGAUGCAGAUGAGAGGAGGGAAAAUGGUGAUGAGAAUAGUGAUGAUGCUGAUUGGGGAGAGGAAGCCGAGGAAGAGAGGGAAGGAGAGACCAAGUCUAAGCAGGUAGAAGGGAAGCGUGAAGAAGCGGAGGAGAGAGGAGAGAAAGAGGAGGAUGUGGGAGGGAUCCGGAUUACCUGGAGCAGAGAGGACCUGGGGGAGGCUGUAUCUGAGGCAUGCCUUCACCUGGGCUUGGAUUGUCUUCGGCUUGGAAGCAGAGGAGCAGCAGAAGAGCGAGUGAGUGAAGCAGAGAGGAAGAAAAGGGAGAGGCUGGAGAAGCGAUUGCGGAGGCGGGAGGCUGAGGCCUGGAAGGUUCCUGGAAGCUGGCUGCGGCGCCGGCGCGAUGUGCGGGUGUUUGAGCGGUGGCUAGAGCAAGCGGAUGAGGGAGUGGGGGUGUCCGGUAUAAAAGCGGAUGAGAUUGUAAGGAGGGGCGGGAGCGAGGAGGAGUGGACAGUAAGAGAAUCGCUUAAGGGACUCGUUACUGGUGAGGAGGGUGCGGGGAGUGAGGGGGAUGAGGGGGGCGAGGGGGGUGCGGGGGAUGAGGGGGGUGAGGGGGGUGCGGGGAGUGGUGGGGUGCUGCUCUGGGCGCUGCAACUUGCCACACUGCUUCGGCCCGCUGCUGCUGUUACAACGCACUACUCGUCGCUGCGGUGGAGAAUCGCUCCCACCAGCGUGGUGCCAGCCACCACAGGCACCUUCGCCCUCACUGUUGACACCCCAGACAG